GCUGCAGGUGCUGUUUUCCUGGACUGAUUCUGCGGGAACAAGGCGAUGCCUGCCGUGGGGGAUGAGCUGAGCGUGUGCCUGGCACAUCCCACCGUGCCCAGCCAGCAGCCAGCGGGUUUGUGGGGUCGGGGCUGAGAAGGCAGGCUCUCUCCCUCCUCUGGAAAAACAGCUCUCCUGAGUCACAGAUGUCCCACACCUCAUUUUCCGUCUCCACCCUCCUCCUCCAGGGCAUUUGAACAUCUGCUCUCCAAAGUGGAAAACUUGGAUCUCUCUCAAAUCAGCCUCUGCCUUGUACCGCAUGCAGGAGGUAGACUUUCAGUGGGCUGCAUCAAUGGGCUCCCUUGCCCUUGACUUUGGUUGGGCCCAUCCAUGGAAGGAGACAGCAGAGAGAGGGAUCAGAGGAUGAGAAAUGUUGCUGAAGUGCUGCUGAAAGGGCCACAGAUGCAAGGAUUUGAGACACAUUUUGAACCUUUAAGCUGUCUGACAUUGACCUCCUUUCAUUAUUAAUAAAGAAGAAGCAGGAGCUUAGGAUGUAUUAACACCAACUUAUUAAUAUACUAACUGGACAAUGUUCUGCAAACAAUUCUACAUUGUAAAGAACUGGAUUGGUACAAAAUAAAAUAAUUUCAUAUUUUACUCAACUUUAUAAUAUGACUCCAUGGAGGAAAAUUUGAUAAGCAUGAGGGAAGACCAUUCUUUUCAUGUUCGUUACAGAAUGGAAGCUUCUUGCCUAGAACUGGCCUUGGAAGGGGAACGUCUGUGUAAAUCUGGAGACUGUCGUGCUGGUGUGUCAUUCUUUGAAGCUGCAGUUCAAGUUGGAACAGAAGACCUAAAAACACUUAGUGCUAUUUACAGUCAGUUGGGCAAUGCUUAUUUCUACUUGCAUGAUUAUGCCAAAGCAUUAGAAUACCAUCAUCAUGACCUGACUCUUGCAAGGACUAUUGGAGACCAACUAGGGGAAGCAAAAGCUAGUGGUAAUCUGGGAAACACCUUAAAAGUUCUUGGGAAUUUUGAAGAAGCCGUCACUUGUUGUCAGCGACACCUAGAUAUUUCCAGAGAGCUUGAUGACAAGGUAGGAGAAGCAAGAGCACUUUACAAUCUUGGGAAUGUGUAUCAUGCCAAAGGGAAAAGUUUUGCCUGCCCUGGUCCUCAAGACACAGGAGAAUUUCCAGAAGAAGCAAGAAGUGCUUUGCAGGCAGCUGUGGAUUAUUAUGAGGAGAACCUGUCCUUAGUGACUGUGCUGGGCGACCGAGCAGCCCAAGGACGUGCCUUUGGAAAUCUAGGAAACACACAUUACCUCCUCGGCAACUUCAGGGAUGCUGUCAUAGCUCACGAGCAGCGUCUCCUUAUUGCAAAGGAAUUUGGAGAUAAAGCUGCUGAAAGAAGAGCGUAUAGCAACCUUGGAAAUGCCUAUAUAUUUCUGGGUGAAUUUGAGACUGCCUCUGAAUACUACAAGAAGACACUCCUGUUGGCUCGACAGCUGAAAGACAGGGCUGUAGAAGCUCAGUCUUGUUACAGCCUUGGAAACACAUAUACUCUACUCCAAGACUAUGAAAAGGCCAUUGACUAUCAUCUGAAGCACCUAGCAAUUGCUCAAGAGCUAAAUGAUAGAAUCGGUGAAGGAAGAGCAUGUUGGAGCUUAGGAAAUGCAUACACAGCUCUAGGAAAUCAUGAUCAAGCAAUGCAUUUUGCUGAAAAGCAUUUGGAAAUUUCAAGAGAGGUUGGGGACAGAAGUGGUGAGCUGACAGCACGACUGAAUCUCUCUGAUCUCCAGAUGGUUCUUGGUCUGAGCUACAGCACAAAUAACUCAAUGAUGUCAGAAAAUCUUGAAAUGGAUAACAGUUUGCAUGGCACACGUCCUAAGUUUGGACGACGACACAGUAUGGAAAACAUGGAGCUUAUGAAGUUAACACCAGAAAAGGUACAGAACUGGAACAGUGAGAUUCUUGUUAAACAAAAACCACUUGCUGCCAAACCUUCUGCAAAGCUACUCUUUGUCAGCAGAUUGAAGGGGAAAAAGUACAAAACUAACUCCUCCGCUAAAGUUCUCCAAGAUGCCAGUAAUUCCAUUGAUCACCGAAUUUCAAGUUCUCAGAGGAAAAUCAGUGCAGAUACCAUUGGAGACGAAGGCUUCUUUGACCUCUUAAGCCGGUUUCAGAGCAACCGGAUGGACGAUCAGAGGUGCUGCCUGCAAGCACGGAACCUCGGAGCAGCGCCGGCCUCCACGCCCGCCAAAGUGCUGAAAACAUCAUCUGUUUCGGUGGUGUCCCCCAACACAGAUGAGUUUCUAGAUCUUCUGGCCAGCUCACAGAGCCGCCGCCUUGAUGACCAGAGGGCCAGUUUCAGUAACUUGCCAGGACUUCGUCUGACACAGAGCAACACACAGUCAGUACUUGGCCACCUGAUGACUGGAGACAGCGGAGAGCCUGGUGAAGACUUCUUUGACAUCCUUGUGAAAUGCCAAGGCUCCCGCCUGGACGAUCAAAGAUGCGCUCCACCACCUGCUGCCUCCAAGGGGCCGACGGUACCAGAUGAGGACUUUUUUAGCCUGAUUUUACGGUCUCAAGCAAAAAGAAUGGAUGAACAGAGAGUUCUUUUGCAGCAAGAUCAAAACAAAGACCCUGAAUUUGGGCUAAAGGACCUUUUGCAAUGUAAUGCUUUGUUGGACCUUAAAAAUUCAGGAAAAAAUUAAGCAACCACUAGUUACCACGGAUAUAUUUUUAGAAGUGACCUUAUUUCCUUUCAGAACUGCUGGGACAUUCAAUCUAUUAUUUUCCUUAAAAGGAGAAAUUAUAGCACAAUAAUGUAAAUACUUCACCUUUACUAGUAUGGUAACAUUCCUCUGGCCACUCUUCAGGGUAGAUGUGUCUUCAACUUUUGUGAUUACUGCUUGGGACUGUACUCUGGUGUUAGUCCUUUAGCCAGUAAGUUAAAUAAGUCCUAGACUAGAACUUAAUACUCUGAUAAUUUUUAAAAUAUAGAGAAUGGCAUUUUUUAUACUUAACCAUGAAUUAUAGUGAGAAAUUAUGCUAUUUAGUAAAAAAUAAUGUACUUGACCAACAUGUAAAUAUGUUUAGACUAGUCCCUAACACUUUCAAGAAAAUCUACCUUCAGGCCAAAGCCAUUAUAAAAGAAACAAAUUUCUUUUAGCAUGCUUUGGCUCAUUAAUAAUAUUUAAAAAUGGAUCUCCUGUUGCAAAAACUCAAAAAUUGAGAUUAAGCCUCAACCUUGUCUCAGAAACAGCAGGGAGGGAUUGACAGAGGUAACGUAAUAGGACGCAGUUGAGUGCAAGGAACAGGGGCAGGCAGGGCACAGCAAGGCGUGAUGCCCGUGCCCACACUGAAGCGAGCUGGCACCUCAGUCCCCGUGGCCGCUUCCGUACCGCUGCGAUGGAAAUGUGGGCCUCUGCUCGCAAUCCUCCAGGUAGCUUGGAUGGGCAAACACUGAGGAUCACGUCUCCAAAUGGCUGAGGUUUAAAAAAAAUAAACUUUUAGAAAUAGUUAUGCAGCCUAGACUCACGG
Condylura cristata (star-nosed mole) is the source of this 3521-nucleotide messenger RNA. RefSeq names its product G-protein signaling modulator 2 (gene GPSM2). The transcript is spliced from 16 exons. NCBI's taxonomy places the organism in Eukaryota, Metazoa, Chordata, Mammalia, Eulipotyphla, Talpidae. The record is from RefSeq and is a predicted model, not a curated record. Bases 659 to 2692 code for a protein of 677 amino acids. Gene Ontology annotation, molecular function: protein binding; GTPase regulator activity.